UUCCAACUGGAGGACCAGGUGGUCAUAGUGCGUGAGGGUGCCGUCAUUCAGUCCUUCUCCAGGGAAGACAAGCCUGACCUGUUUCCAGUCGUUCAGAGGCCCUCCCCAUUCUGCAUUUUGAAUGAGCCCGGCGCAAAGUUCACUCUCCAAGGGAAGGGCAUUUCUGGUCUGCAGGACACGCUGUUCUGCAGAGUCAAAGGUCGAUAUGUCCCUAUUGAUGUGGAUUACGAUGCUCAUGAAGAGGUGGAAGGUGUUGAAGCAGUGGAAUGUGAGCUGUUGGAGGAAUGUCAAACAGGGGCACUGCGAAUCGAGGCUGCACACAUGGGGACGCUCAGCAGUGAACCACGGGUUGUUCUGGCUGUUCGGGAUCCACAAAUUGUGGCUGAGGUGCGAUCGCUGGAGACAGAGAACACGUCAGACGAGGCCCUGGAUAGCUGGCUGCACGACAUGGGACGUGUGUUGGAGUUUCGGGACUGGGUCCUUGCCAGGUACAGCGACUCCGCCCCUGCUGAGGCCUUCGAGGAGGCUGCCAAGUGGGAGUACACUGUUGAGGAGAUGGCUGUGAUUGUGCGCACUGCCCGCCGCCUUGUGGGCUUCGCGCUGGGGCGGUCGUGGACAGCAGUGACAGAGGCUGUGCUUCCCGUCGCGAUGCUGGGGCCGGGGGCAGUGGCUGAGGUGGCUUCCCUGUGCAAGGCGAGCUGUGUGGACUUGCCGGGGUGGAUGCACCUUGCUGAGGAAUCAGAGAAGCGCUGCAUGGUGAGCUUUCUGCAGCAGUGGGCCAUGCAGGCUGGCAGUUCACAAGCACCAGUUUCAGGGGCCAGGAGUCCGAAGUCUGAGCGCCAUCCGAAAACCGAGCACACAGUGGCACCCCAGCCCAGAAUGGGGGUACUGGCUGAAAGGCCUGUCCAGAAUGCCCCUCUGCCAUCCGCCUCGCAGGCAAUCUGCCACUCCCAGACGCCUGGCCCCCACCCAGAGUCAGCGGGAGAACCUGCCGCCAACUCCGCACAGUUCAACGAGGGCUGCUACCAGGACAGGCACAAGCUGUUGGCGCUGUGCGGCUCUGGCAAACGAAGCAAAGGGGGCGGCAGAGGACAAUUGGGUGGAUCCCGCUCUGAUGAAGGCCUGGGCAAUGUACAGGGUGCCAGCAGCAUUGGUCCUGUUUCGAGUGCAUCAUUCUGUACAGGUGCCAUGAAAGCACCUGAGCUGAGCAAGGCUGGGGACGGUCACAGUCCAUGCGACACCCAUCCAUCCACUGGACGCUUCCAGCUGUGGGACUCCAGCAAUUCUGCGGGCGUUGCUUUGCGGAGAUUCGCCCCAACCAGAACCAGCAUUGGCUGUGGCAGUGGUGGCUGGAGAGCGAAGCGGAGGAUCAUGGAACUGUGGCACCAUUCUUCUGAGUCUCUAUGCCCGCCGACUGCAAUGCUUGUUGCUGACGGCUUUGGGCAGUUCAAGAAUUGGAACAUGCAAGUGGCUACCUACUGA
Molecule: messenger RNA, 1482 nt
Organism: Ostreobium quekettii
Lineage: Eukaryota; Viridiplantae; Chlorophyta; Ulvophyceae; Bryopsidales; Ostreobiaceae
Source: the annotation of a GenBank genome assembly